Messenger RNA from Hyposmocoma kahamanoa, 992 nucleotides. It is a transcript of the gene OSCP1, whose product is annotated as protein OSCP1. Gene Ontology annotation, biological process: transport. NCBI's taxonomy places the organism in Eukaryota, Metazoa, Arthropoda, Insecta, Lepidoptera, Cosmopterigidae. The coding region runs from base 31 to 951 and encodes 306 amino acids. The record is from RefSeq and is a predicted model, not a curated record. Gene Ontology annotation, cellular component: plasma membrane; cytoplasm. The transcript is spliced from 2 exons.
GUCCACGCCAGUCAUACAAGGAUAAUCACAAUGUCGCACUUUGCAACACCUUUUAUAGUGGUGAAUUUGGGCUGUGAGAUGAUUUAUGUCAUUGACCAGAGGCUGAAGGCACAGAAUAUCGGCUUAGACAAAUCCGAAAGAGUACUUACAGACAUCGUUACUGUGCUGCUCCACCCCAAAUUACUGGACGAGCUAUUUAUACCGCAACCGGUGGCCACACACGCUGUAAUCAAACAACUGCUUCAGGACAUUUCCGCAACCUCUAUCAUGAAGUUAGACGACUACUCCAUGAGUAAAUUAUGGGAUUUAAUGACCAUGAUCUUCAAAUGGCAACUUUCAGUUGCAACAAAUCAAAACAUUUUUGACAUAAGCCACCGACAUCUAAAAUGUGUUGCCAAUGUAGUGCCGCAACAUUUUUCGAAAUUCAUCCUUGAACAGGCAAUAAAACGAUUCGAAUCAUUAGCUCAACGAUUUACUAAUGAUGAUUAUAAGUGUUUACACAACACAUUGAUUCUAUGGUUUUCGGAAUAUCACAGUAAGAUUUCAGUAUUACUUCGCUUGAGACUACAAAGGAAAGAUGGCACCUUCAGUUUGCCAGCCACUGUUGAUCCAAAAGUUUUACAAAACUUAGGAGAAAACAUUUACAAGUAUGACAAUAAGAAAAAUCCUAUUGAAGAAUAUGAAAGUCGUUGUGCUGAUACAAAUGAGAUCAGCUGCCUUCUUGGGUCAAUCGAGAAGGCUUCUUCAAAACCAGCAGUCAUAGAAUUACAAUUACCGAUUCAAUUUGGAAGCGAAGGUAAAGAGAAGAAAACAAUGGAAUUAGCUCGAGACACGCAAUUCGAACCAAUUGAUACAAACAUUAAAAAUAAAUAUAAUAAUGACCUUACAUUUACAGCCGCAAUGCCUAAGACAACACAAGAGGACUUGUUAGAAAUGCUGGAAGAUAUGUAAAAAAUUAAAUAACUCACAAUAAUAAUCAAAACGCGAUUAAA